This is a messenger RNA of Solea solea (common sole), 2842 nucleotides long. RefSeq lists its product as uncharacterized. The transcript has 2 exons. The record is from RefSeq and is a predicted model, not a curated record. Lineage: Eukaryota; Metazoa; Chordata; Actinopteri; Pleuronectiformes; Soleidae. The coding region runs from base 293 to 1060 and encodes 255 amino acids.
UGCUGUAAUUCCAUCCGUCGAAGAAGAAGAAGCGCGAGCCAUAAUAAACCAGACUAGCUAACAGGAGGGAGAAGAAAACCUGCGAAAUGUCUGAUUAGUAGCUGCAUAAUCUCGCGUUAAUAUCAACGUACGUGACUUGUUGGUGGAAAUACUCGUUGGUAAAGACGCACGGAGGAGAAGUGUGCCGCUGCGUGUUGUUUUAGACGCAGACUGUCGCCGUGUGGCUGUGACGCACAGUCGUUAGCUUGUUUACCGUGUUUCAUGUCACUGGUCUGCGGCGCCGCGUGCAGACAUGGAGAGUUUGUACAAGCGGAAAAUGUUCGCGUCCAUGCGAAAAACCAAAGUGGACGCGUCGAAGAAGCGGGAGAUCGGUCUGCCUGCGUCCAUCCUGGACGACAGUGACGAAGGCUCCUUCUCCUCCUCAUCCUCAUCCUCCUCCUCCGACGCGUCCGAGUCCGAGUUCCACACCUCCCAGGAGGAGGACAGCGAGCAGGAGUCCCGGGAGUCCGGGGCAACGUCCAGCGACGACAGCCGCUCCGUGACCCGCAGGAAGCGCUCGUUCCUGGGAGGCAACGACAGCUCCUCGUCCUCCAGCGCCGAGGACGACGAUGAUGAUGAUGAAGAUGAUGGGGACAAGAAGCAGAUCAAGAGGAUGGUGCAGCCCAGGAAGCGGAGCCGGUUGCAGCGGCAGGACGAGUCGGACUCGGACCACGCCGAGGAGAAGCGGAAAGAGGAGGCGGAGAAGGCGAAGAAGGCGAAGAAGAGGCAGAGGCACAACAAGCUGCUGGCGCUGUCCCGGAGGAUGAAGGCCCGGGUCCCGAACCGGAGGAGGAGCCGCGUCAAGCAGGCCGACGGUGGCGAUGAAGAUUCUAAAGACGGAGAGGACGAGGCUCAUGGUGACGAGCAUGCGGACCGAGGAAAAAACGGCAGCAGCAAGAAAGAGGUGAAAGGAAGUGAGGACGGAAAAAGAAAGGAGGAGGAGGACGAGGAUGACAAAGAGGAGGAGGAGGACAGAGAGGAGGAGGAAGACAAAGAAGAGGAGGAAGACAAAGAGAAGUAGCUCCACACAGUCAUGGAGAACAGAGGAGGAAUCCCUAAACUUGACUAAUCUGGAAAAAACGACUUGCAAUCGUUCCUGUUUUUCCUCCUUAAAAAAAACUCAAAGUGGAAACAAAAAUCAAUCUCUGAUACAAGGAUUUCACAGUCAUAUCUUGUUUCUAUGGCAACAGACAAAAGACAGAGUUUUGACAGAAGAUUUGAACGUCUUCAGCGAUCAGUGUCGUGAGCAAAGUGACCGAGCUUUAGAAAGACGAUGAAAACAAACAUCACUGCUGCUACUGAUCCAAAAUCUGCAGACAUUAUUCAGCCCAGGUAUUAAAAGGAUAGAAGGGUUGUGCUGAGAGUGCCCCCUGCACUUAAAUACAGCUGGAGAUACAGAUGCUUGCUCUUGAGACUACGUCCAACUUAGUCUCUGACAUCUACAGAAUAUGUUCACUGCUUUUUUCAACAGUCUGUCACUUUGUAAACCACUCACUCUCCUGCACCAAAAUCCAUUCAGAAAAUCAUCGUUUUAAGCUCACAGUGACACUGGAGCUGCAGAUCUACUGCUGCCUCGUUUAGUACAUUCGUGUCACUGAGGUAAAUCUGAAGGAAGUAUUUCAGACACAGAAGUCAAAGAAUAACACAUUUAAAGUGAUGGAGGCAGCAGUGGAUCAACAACUCCUGUGUGCUGUGAUGUAAAAAGUGCUGCUUUUCUCUAUGGUGUGUGGUGUGGGAGAGAGUGAGUGACUAGACUGACAUAGAUUUUUUGGGGGGGUUUCAGUGUCUCAAGUUGGUUCUCGGCACAGGACAAUCCCUUAAAUACCAGACCUAAACAGGACCAAGAUGUUUAUAGAGAAGUGUUUAAACAUACUAUGCAGUGAUAACAUAACACUACAUCCAUUUAGAUCAGCAGCAGCAAACCAAAAGUCAGUACGUGGUGUCAGGAGGAGGGGGUUUGACCAACUCCUCUCGAAGUUGAAGACGUUUUUAAGCGUCAGUGAUGGAAAAACCUACAGUACGACUGUAAAGAAAUACAGAUCCUUCUCCUUCAGGCUCCUGUUUGUUCCUGAAAACUUCGAGAACAUGAAAAAAAAACUCAGAUUUCACAGGGGCGGAUGAUGGACGGCAGCCGCCGAGGCUUGUGGGUAACCCCAGUAUUUAGAGAUGUUGAAUAUACCCAGCUGAAAGUGUUCCGAGUCUUUGUUGCACUUUUCUUUCUAUCGUCAAAGAUUUAAUCACAAGUGGUUCCUGCUAAGCAGAUGUAUUUUUAAAAAGACUGAGGAUUCAGACUGAACUGAAUUUUCAGACACAGACGCUUUAUUGGCAACAUCAUCCAAGAAAUUACCAUCAAACCUGCCAAAAUCAGACAUUCUGGGUUUUUCUUUUUAUGUACUUAAUGAAAUUAGAUUUAAUUUGGUCAAACAUCAGUGUGUUUGUACUGGUUCUAUUUAUUUCUAAAGUUUGUUACCGUGAUGCAUUCACAUGCCUGAGCACAAAUAGGACAAAUAAUGUCCCUAAUCUUAAAUUCGACUUCCCGUUAUUUCUUCUUUUUAAGAAAUAACCCCCCCCCCCCCCACGGUGAUGGUGCGUUUAAGGGCCUUCGUACCAAACAUGUAAAUAAAAAAUAAGACCACAGAUAAGCUGCCAGCUGCAGCGAGACGGUGAGACACAAUUUUCAGGAGCCUGUGGUCUUUCUGCUUCUCAUUUAACUCUGCGAUGACUCUGUUGCUGUGUAACGCUCUUCAGAUCUGCUCUGUUAAACACCUGUUUUAUUAAUAAACGUCCUUGUUUUGACAGGUUA